UUGAUGAUUUCUUAUAUAGCUAUAAAAAAGGUACCAGAAAGAAGAGUCUUGGAUCUCUUCCGCAGGCGAUAUCAAGGAGAAUGGCCAGCGCCUGAUUGAAUCUUCUGUGGAAGACUGCAGCAGCUUCUCUAAAGUUGAAGAAAUCAGCGGCAGUGCACCAACUGAAGAAAACGAGCAAAGCGGCGAUGGAAAUGUGACACGAAAGGUCAAACAGGUC
This is a messenger RNA of Linum tenue, 217 nucleotides long. NCBI's taxonomy places the organism in Eukaryota, Viridiplantae, Streptophyta, Magnoliopsida, Malpighiales, Linaceae. The record is from the annotation of a GenBank genome assembly.